CGUCGGAGGGCCCCCGGGCCCCGUCACCUAUGCAUGGCUCGGUGGGGACGGGUGGACCCCGGGCAGCCUGCUGUCACCUGCCGAGCGAGCUGCUGCGGGAGCCAGGAGAGAUCUAGGGGAAGGUGGAAGCGUCCGCUGCCCGCGCGUUUCCUUCGCUGCGGCUGCUGUGUGAGAAAACGGCUGUGGGUGUUCUCGGGCCCUUGCAUCACCGAUGCAAAAGGCCGGUGCUGGUUCUUCAGAAUGAAGCCCUUUACCCACAGCGGCGCUCCUACACCAGCGAGGAUGAGGCCUGGAAGUCUUUCCUGGAAAACCCUCUCACGGCGGCCACCAAAGCGAUGAUGAGCAUCAAUGGCGACGAGGACAGUGCCGCCGCCCUGGGCCUGCUCUAUGACUACUACAAGGUUCCCAGAGAGCGCCGGGCAUCUGCAGCCAAGCCAGAGGGGGAGCACCAGGAUCCAGAGCACAGCAAACGACCCAGCAUGCCGAAUGUGCCGGAGCAGCCCCUCAUUUCUGCUGGCGAAAACAGGGUGCAAGUGCUGAAGAACAUGCCCUUCAACAUUGUCCUCCCCCACGGCAACCAGCUGGGCGCCGAUAAGAGAGGCCACCUGACGGCUCCUGAUACAACAGUCACUGUCUCCAUAGCAACCAUGCCUCCCCACUCCAUCAAGACCGAAAUCCAGCCGCACGGCUUUGCUGUGGGCAUCCCCCCAUCCGUGUACCACCCUGAGCCCGCCGCCGCCGCCGCCGCCGAGCGCGUGGUGGUGUUUGACCGGAGCCUCAGCACUGACCAGUUCAGCUCCGGCACUCAGCCUCCCAACGCUCAGCGGAGGACCCCAGACUCCACCUUCUCGGAGACCUUCAAGGAGGGCGUUCAGGAGGUUUUCUUCCCCUCGGACCUCAGUCUUCGGAUGCCGGGCAUGAAUUCAGAGGACUAUGUGUUUGACAGUGUUUCUGGGAACAACUUUGAGUAUACCCUAGAAGCCUCCAAGUCACUCCGGCAGAAGCAAGGGGACAGCACUAUGACUUACCUGAACAAAGGCCAGUUCUAUCCAGUCACCUUAAAGGAAGUGAGCAGCAAUGAAGGGGUCCACCACCCGAUCAGCAAAGUUCGAAGCGUGAUCAUGGUGGUUUUCGCCGAGGACAAAAGCAGGGAAGACCAGCUGAGACACUGGAAGUAUUGGCACUCCCGGCAACACACGGCCAAGCAGAGGUGCAUUGACAUUGCCGACUACAAAGAAAGCUUCAAUACUAUCAGCAACAUUGAAGAGAUUGCUUACAAUGCCAUUUCCUUCACCUGGGACAUCAACGACGAAGCGAAGGUGUUCAUCUCCGUGAACUGCUUAAGCACGGAUUUCUCUUCUCAGAAGGGCGUGAAGGGCUUACCGCUCAACAUCCAGAUCGACACCUACAGCUAUAACAACCGUAGCAACAAGCCGGUCCACCGAGCCUACUGCCAGAUAAAGGUCUUCUGCGACAAGGGCGCCGAGCGGAAAAUCAGGGACGAAGAGCGGAAGCAGAGCAAGAGAAAAGUUCCCGAUGUUAAGGUGCAACUGCUUCCCUCACACAAACGGACGGACAUCACGGUGUUCAAGCCCUUCCUGGAUCUGGAAACCCAGCCGGUCCUCUUCAUCCCCGAUGUGCAUUUUACCAACCUGCAGCGGGGCAGUCACGUUCUUCCCAUCCCCCCUGAAGAUCUGGAAGGUGAAGGGUCUGUCUUGAAAAGGGGGCCCUUUGGAACCGAGGAUGACUUCAUAGUGCCUCCACCUGCAAAGCUGACCCGGACAGAGGAACCCAAGAGAGUGCUGCUCUAUGUCCGAAAGGAGUCGGAAGAAGUCUUCGAUGCUCUGAUGCUCAAGACGCCGUCUUUGAAGGGCUUGAUGGAGGCAAUCUCAGACAAGUAUGACGUCCCCCAUGACAAGAUUGGGAAAAUAUUUAAGAAGUGCAAAAAAGGGAUCCUGGUGAACAUGGACGACAACAUCGUGAAACACUAUUCCAACGAAGACACCUUCCAGCUGCAGAUUGAAGAAGCCGGCGGGUCGUACAAGCUCACCCUGACAGAGAUCUAAGGUGCGGGGCCCUCAGCCCCCAGGUGUGGGAGUUCACUGAAAAUGUCCCGUAGAACUUACAGUUUGGCCAGCUGAGGAGCCCGGGCACCCACCCUGCGGACACCUUGAAUAUCAGGGAAGGAACCUUUCACGUGGGAGAUGGCGCUGCCUGUCACAUGCCGUGUUGGUGUUUCCCGUGUGAUAGAAAUCCAUACGUUGUUGUGUUUGAAUUUCUGAUGUGCUUAGAAAGCAGAGCGUGAGGACUUUGUACUUGAUAUAAGACUGUGGGAACCUUUGGGUUAUCUGCUACAUAACUUACCAAAUCUCGGGAGAUCUGCCUAUGUCCCGGAUAGCCGUGGGCCGCUGCCUGGCAAGUCGGGCAGGCAGUAGCUGGUCUUUGAGGAGUUUGCGCUCUUGCCUGACCGCGGUCUAACUCCAGCUGCCUUGGGGAGUGGGCCCAGCCCUGAGUAAUAAAGGGCUGCCCUCUCCCUCCUCCUCUCCUCCUCCGAUGUUUACUGAAUAGGGUGCAUCACUGGAACCUUUCUUGCAACUUCCUUGGACGUCUCGACUGCCUUUCUUAAGAAGAACUCCAGUGAGUGACUGUGCGGGGUUAUCUCAGUUAAAGCUGCGUUGUAUAUAAGUGCAAUAUCGUUCUGAAGGUCUGCCUGUAAAUGUGUACAUACAUGUCUGAUACAAAUCUAUAAUAUAUAAAGACGGUAUCUGUGUACAGAUAGUGAAGGCAAACAGGAAGAUCUGCUUUGAAAACCCUCCCCCAGAGAAGAGGCUAUUUUGGAUAACGUGGACCAAGCAGGUAGAAAGCAUCUUCCCAAACACGAGCAAGUGUUCCCUAGUGUAGCAAAAAGCCAUCCCGGGUGGCAGAGCCGCCUGCUCUGGAGCAUGUCAUCAUCACAUGGGCUUCUGCAGCCUGAGUGGAACUGAGGGAAGACUCGGCUGCAGCCACUGUGUGGGGUGUGCGUGCAGGUGUCAGCAAGCUGUGCCCUGCAGAGUCACGGCUGUCAUCCCGCCAGCCACGCGUCCCCAAAUGGGCCGACUUCUGCGACUGCCACCUUUCCGAGCUUUCAAGCCUCGGCUGCUGUGUGUGCCACCUAGAAAGCUCUCGUGGAUUUAUGCGACUGUGGCAGGAGAAUGUUUUAUAUACACUUAAAUAUUAAAAAAAAACAAAACUUUACAAUGUAAUUUUAUAACAAAUCCUGUAACAGAAAUACAAUUGCGGGUCUCGGUAGGUUCAGGGAGCUGGAGUAGGUCACUUGUAUGACUAGGAUGUUAGCUGUAUACUUAGGUAAAACUGUUCUAAUGAAGUAUGUGAGCAAAAUAGCUGGUUUUCUAAGAGAGGGGAUACGGGUCACAUAACACUAUUUUAUAUUUUGUUUUAAUGAAAUCAGUUUUACUUGUAUCAUUGAAUGUGUUUUAAACUAAAGGGAUUGAAUUUUGUAUAUCUAUUUCA
This is a messenger RNA of Peromyscus leucopus (white-footed mouse), 3510 nucleotides long. It is a transcript of the gene Grhl1, whose product is annotated as grainyhead like transcription factor 1. NCBI's taxonomy places the organism in Eukaryota, Metazoa, Chordata, Mammalia, Rodentia, Cricetidae. The record is from RefSeq and is a predicted model, not a curated record. Gene Ontology annotation, biological process: regulation of transcription by RNA polymerase II. Bases 336 to 2066 code for a protein of 576 amino acids. Gene Ontology annotation, cellular component: nucleus. Gene Ontology annotation, molecular function: RNA polymerase II cis-regulatory region sequence-specific DNA binding; DNA-binding transcription activator activity, RNA polymerase II-specific. The transcript has 16 exons.